GGACUUUCACAUUGUUUUUAACCAGUCAGACUGACAGACUGAUCAGAGACACUACAGCACCAAGCCUAAUCAUUUUCAAAAUGGGUGAUAGUCCUCUUCUUGUGAAUGUGGAAAACUGGAUUGCAGGGAAUCAGAAUGCUUUUCUGCCACCGGUGUGCAACAAGCUCAUGCACUUUCUCCAGUUGAAUAUCAUGUUUGUUGGAGGUCCCAAUACCAGGAAGGAUUAUCAUAUUGAGGAAGGAGAGGAGUUGUUCUACCAGCUGAGGGGAGACAUGUGUCUGAAGGUGAUUGAAAAUGGCAAACACAAGGAUGUGCACAUCAGAGAGGGAGAGAUGUUCCUGCUGCCAGCUCGGAUCCCCCACUCCCCACAGAGACAGGCCAACACUGUGGGACUGGUGGUGGAGAGGAGACGGCUGCUGACUGAGACGGACUGUCUGAGGUACUAUGUGGACAACACCACUAAUAUCCUAUUUGAGAAAUGGUUUUACUGUGAGAAUCUAGGAACCCAGCUGGUACCAAUAAUCAAAGAGUUCAUGGCAUCAAAGCAGUGUAAAACAGGGAAACCAGAUCCAAAUGAAGUCUUGAGAGAGCCUCCGUUUCAGAUGAACACCAUGAACGUCAUGUCACCUUUCUCCUUCAAAGACUGGCUGGACAAACAGAGGCCAUCGUUGGCCAGUGGCAGGCCCAUUGACAUGUUUGGAGCUCAGUUUGAGACAGAGGCAAUGGUGUUUGGACCUGGGCUGACAGAAAUGACAGUGCGGCAGAGCGAUGUGUGGAUAUGGCAGCUGGAGGGAUCCUCAAGAGUAACUAUGAAUGAGCAGGAGUACAGUCUUUCUGCAGGAGACAGCUUACUCAUUCCUGAACAGAGCCAAUACCAGUGGCAGAGAGAUGAAAGCACUGUUGCCUUGUUUGUGGUUCAGAACCCUGAGCGAAAGAGACCGUGACCAUGUUUUUCACAAACACACAUUAAAUAUACAUUAUACUGUAUAUCUGGGGAGGAGAACCCCUAUUCAAGUGACAUGGCACGUACUUCUAUAUCUGUCUACGUAAGUGCAGUAAUGUAGUAGAUUGUGAAUCAUCACAUAUAAUAAGGUAAAUCAUGCACUCACAUGUGUUAUAAGCAUCUGUUAUGUGUUAAUGAAAGUGCACGCACUUUCAGUAUUAAUUUUUCAGUAUUCAUUUUUCAGUAUUAAUGAACAUAUGAGGUUAUUGAAGCUGUAGCUUGUGCUUUGCUGUGGUUACAUACAGUAAAUACAUUUUAUUAUAUCAUGUAAUUUUAUGUCAACAUCACUGUUGUUGAGAGAAAACAAAGGCAUAAAUGUCUGUAGAAAUAAAACUGAUGACAGUUAAUGUAAAUUAAUACUUAGCUUCUUCUUUUUUCCCUCUACUGCAGUGGCUAUGCAUUCCAUUAAUUUACCCACAACUAGAUCAAAGUAUCCUCCACUCCAAUUGCCUUGUGAACUGUGAUACAGCUUCUAUAGGGAGGGGGAGUAGGGACUUUUCCAGAGAAACCCAGAGCUGACUGGGCAUGACUUUAAUAGCAGCUGUGGCUAUGACAGUUAAACUUCUUUUUUUACCAAUAAAAAUGUCUUCCAGUAA
Messenger RNA from Lates calcarifer (barramundi perch), 1599 nucleotides. It is a transcript of the gene haao, whose product is annotated as 3-hydroxyanthranilate 3,4-dioxygenase. The transcript is spliced from 10 exons. The coding region runs from base 81 to 944 and encodes 287 amino acids. Gene Ontology annotation, molecular function: 3-hydroxyanthranilate 3,4-dioxygenase activity; iron ion binding. The record is from RefSeq and is a predicted model, not a curated record. Gene Ontology annotation, cellular component: cytoplasm. Gene Ontology annotation, biological process: quinolinate metabolic process; 'de novo' NAD+ biosynthetic process from L-tryptophan. Lineage: Eukaryota; Metazoa; Chordata; Actinopteri; Centropomidae.